Messenger RNA from Arachis stenosperma, 7454 nucleotides. RefSeq lists its product as uncharacterized. Gene Ontology annotation, molecular function: protein binding. NCBI's taxonomy places the organism in Eukaryota, Viridiplantae, Streptophyta, Magnoliopsida, Fabales, Fabaceae. The record is from RefSeq and is a predicted model, not a curated record.
UUGCUCAUCAUCGUUAUGUAUAUAUAAUGUGGUUGAGUGAGUGGAGUGAAAGCCAUUAACAAAUUAAAUAUUCCACUGAAAAUGGGAAUUAGAUACCAAAACGUUGCUGCAUGCGCAGUACUGGUACUUGUGAUGGCUGAAAUUGCAGGCAUUUGUGCAAAUUCAAGUACUACUCUGCACUCUCCAUGUCUUGAAAGAGAGAGGCAAGCUCUUGUGAAGUUCAAAGCAUCCCUGACUGAUUCAUCAAACAUGCUUUCCUCAUGGCAUGGCGAUGACUGCUGCCGAUGGGAAGGGAUCGGCUGCGACAAUGUUACCGGUCACGUUGUCAUGCUUGAUCUCGCCACUCCUGUGGAGAAAUGCCAGAGUAGAUCCAUGUUGAAAGAAGAAUAUUGGUUAAGAAGUCAUGACGAGAACAACUGUUUCCUUUUACAUAAUCAAUAUUUAGAAGCUCAGGAUGUUAAUUCAUCGCUGCUGGAACUGGAAUACUUGACUCAUUUGGACUUGAGUGGAAAUCACUUCUAUCAGAGUCUCAUACCCAUGUUCAUUGGUUCUAUGCGACGCCUGAGGUAUUUGUCCCUCGCUGAUGCUGGUUUUGGCGGGAGAAUACCCAGCAAUCUUGGAAAUCUCACCAACCUCCACUUUCUUGAUCUGAGUUGGAAUGAAUUUUCACCGGCCAGCAACAUCAAUUGGAUUUCUCAACUGUCAUUGCUGGAGCACCUCGACCUAAGCCGUGCUUACAGUUCGUUACAGGUUAAUUUUAUUAACCUCACCAAACUUCAAUUCCUAAGUCUUGCCGGCAAUGAACAUACAGUGUCAAUUUUCGAUGCUUUACAAAACAUGACAUCAUCAUCACUUGUGCAUCUUGAUCUUGGUUGGAACAAUAUUGCUUCAAUUCCAUCUUGGUUUGGCAAAUUCAAGAAACUUGAGUUUCUUGAUCUCUCAGAGUGUUGGUUUCAUGGUUCAAUUCCAAAUGCUUUACAAGAUUCAACUACCAUUGAAUUAUUGAACCUUUCGGGGAACGAAUUUGAGUCUCUUCCAUCCUGGUUUCACAAGUUUAAGAAAAUUAAGCAUCUUUUUCUUUCAUUUAAUAACUUCCGGGGUCUGAUUCCUGAUGCUUUACAAAACAUGACUACCAUUGAGUCCCUUGACCUUUCUCGCAACACUUUCACUUCAGUUCCAUCUUGGUUUGUUGAGUUAAAAACACUUGUCUACCUUGAUCUUUCAUUUAAUGAAUUAAGAUCCAUGGAAUGUUCCAUUUCAUCUAUUUUAAAAAAUAUGUGUCACCUAAAAAGGUUAUAUUUAACAGGAAAUAGACUCCGAAAAGAUUCCAUUGGAAACAAUGAUUUGUCUACCUGCAUGAGACAUGAUUUAGAGAAUCUUGAUUUAGGUGGAAAUAGAUUUAAUGCUCAUUUGCCAUCUUGGUUAGGACAACUUGAAAAUCUAGGCAACCUUUAUCUUGAAGGAAACCUUUUUUAUGGUAUCUUUCCAUCUUCUUUUGGAAAAUUACUGAAAUUGAAAAAUUUAUAUCUAUCUAACAACAAGUUAGAAGGAGGCCUUCCAGAUUCCCUGGGACAACUAGUAAAUUUACAAGUUGUCGAUUUUUCAAAUAAUUUUUUUAAUGGAACCAUCAGUCAAAAUCUUGGACAACUAGUAAAUUUAAAAGUUCUUGAUGUCUCAAAUAAUUAUUUGAAGGGAACCAUUCCUCAAAGUCUUGGCCAACUUGUAAAUUUAUAUGUUCUUGAUGUCUCAAAUAAUUAUUUGAAGGGAACCAUUCCUCAAAGCCUUAGCCAACUUAUAAAUUUAUAUGUUCUUAAUGUUUCAAAUAAUUAUUUAACGGGAAUCAUUCCUCAAAGUCUUGGCCAACUUGAAAAUUUACAAGUUCUUGAUCUCUCAAAUAAUUAUUUGAUGGGAACCAUUCCUACAAAUCUUGAUCAACUUGUAAAUGUAACUAGCCUUCAUUUUUCAAAUAAUUUUUUAAAUGGCUCCAUUCCAAAGGGACUUAAUCAACUUGUAAAUCUGCAUACACUUGAUCUUUCAAGGAAUAAACUAGAUGGGAGAAUUUGUAUUGAUUUUCAAAAACUUGUGAAACUAUCAUACUUGGAUCUAUCAUCAAAUAAAUUGGAUGGAACCAUUGCAGCGGAAGAAAGGUGGCCUUUGAUUAUCUCAGAAGUGUCGUAUUUGAAUCUCUCCCAUAAUCAAAUGAGUGGCUCGCUUCCUGAACAUAUUGGUCAUAUAAUGCCCAAUUUGAAGUACUUGCUUCUUGGAAAUAACCUCAUAAAUGGUUCAAUUCCAAAAUCAUUAUGCCAAAAUGACCUGUUGAGUAUCCUUGACCUUUCAAAGAACAGGCUAUCUGGUAAAAUCCCCAAUUGUUGGAAGGAUAACAAAGCAUGGGAAGAAAUAAAUUUGUCAUCCAACAAACUCUCAGGUACUUUUCCAAGCUCAUUUGGGAAUCUUUCCUCUUUAUCAUGGUUGCAUUUGAAUAACAAUAGCCUUCAUGGAGAGUUUCUAGCGUCUGUGACAAAUUUACCACAGUUGUUGAUAAUGGAUCUCGGAGAGAAUCAACUUUCUGGCACCAUUCCAUCAUGGUGGACUGCUAACACAUUUUCCUCACUACAAAUUCUAAGGUUGCGAAAUAACAUGUUGAGCGGUAGCAUUCCUUCACAAAUAUGCCAACUAUUAUCGCUUAAAAUCCUGGAUCUUUCUCGCAACAAUUUAAACGGUCCAAUACCUUGGUGUAUAGGCAAUCUUCGAGGAAUGACUCUUAAGAGUCCCACUUUGUCUCCUACUUCACCAGUUGCUGGGUAUCCCACUUUGCCUCUUGCUUCAAUUGUUAAUGUAGGUCGUUUUUUGUCUCGCACUCCAUCUCAUUUGUCUCCGCCUCCACCAUUUUUGUCUCCUCCUCCACCUCCACCUCCACCUCUACCUCCACCUCCACCUCCAUCUCUACCUCCACCUCCCCCUCCAUCUCCUCCUGACACUCCAAAAGAUUGGCAAACUGAGGAUGUCAUAGAAGUCAUGGAAGGAAGAGAACUUGACUACAUAAAAAUCUUGAAGCUUGUAGUCAUCAUGGAUUUGUCCGAGAAUAAUUUGGUUGGCUCCAUUCCUAUAGGAAUAACCAUGCUCAAUGGAUUGCUUGGCUUGAAUCUAUCAAACAAUCAUUUGACGGGAGAGAUCCCUGAGAUGAUAGAGAAUAUGAAAUCACUUGAAUCCUUUGAUGUUUCAAGUAACCAACUCUCAGGCACAAUUCCAAGCAACAUGCCAGCUUUAACAUCACUAAGUCAUUUAAACUUGUCAUAUAAUAACUUCUCUGGACCAAUUCCCACAGAUAAUCAGUUUUUAACUUAUGAUUCAUCGAGUUAUGCUGGCAACCCAUAUCUUUGUGGAUUUCCUCUACCCAACAAAUGUGGUUAUUCACACCAAGUUUAUGGGGGAAGUGAAUUUGAAGAUGAAGACAGCAACUUAGAUAAGUGGGAAAAGUGGUUGUUCUACUUUGUGAUUGCAAUUGGCUUUGCAACUGGGUUUUGGGGAGUUAUUGGGACUUUGUGGUUCAAGAAAACUUGGAGGCAUGCUUACUUCAGAUGGGUGGAAGAUUUAGCCGACACGAUCUAUGUCACAACUGCAAUAAGAAUGGCAAAAUUGAAGAAGUGGAUGAUGAUGAGAAACCGUGUUGUUAUUCCUAACAAUGGAGUGAAAGCAACUAACACAUUAAACAUCGUCAAUAAUAUGUUUUAUAUGCCACUGAAAAUGAAAUUUAGAUACCAAAAUGUUGCUGCAUGUGCAGUACUGGUACUUGUGAUGGUGAUGGCUGAAAUUGCACAAAUUUGUGCAAAUUCAAGUACUACUCUGCACUCUCCAUGUCUUGAAAGAGAGAGGCAAGCUCUUUUGAAGUUCAAAGCAUCCCUGACUGAUUUGUCAAACCUGCUUUCCUCCUGGCAUGGCCAUGACUGCUGCCGAUGGAAAGGGAUCGGCUGCGACAAUGUUACCGGUCACGUUGUCAUGCUUGAUCUUACCACUCCUUAUGUGAAAUGCUUGAGAUCCAUGAGUGACGACUACGAUUAUGGCCUUUUACACAAUCGAUAUUUAGAAGCUGUGAAUGUUGUUUAUUCAUCGCUGCUGGAAUCCAUGAGGCACGACCACGACUGUGGCCUUUUAUACAAUAAAUAUCUAAAAGCUGGGAAUGUUAAUUCGUCCCUACUGGAACUGGAAUACUUGACUCAUUUGGACUUGAGUGGAAAUGAGUUCUAUCAGAGUCCCAUACCGAUGUUCAUUGGUUCUAUGCAACGCCUCAGGUAUUUGUCCCUCUCUGAAGCUGGUUUUGGCGGGAGAAUACCCAGCAAUCUUGGAAAUCUCACCAACCUCCACUUUCUUGAUCUGAGUGAGAAUGAAUUUUCACGAGACAGCAACAUCAACUGGAUUUCUCAACUGCCAUUGCUGGAACACCUUGAUAUGAGCUCUAUUUACAAUGAGUAUCAGGUUAAUAUUAAUCUCACCAUCAGUGCUCCUAAUCUUCACUUCCUAAGUCUUGCCGCCAAUGGACUUAGUGUGUCAAAUUUGGAUGCUUUACAAAACAUGACAUCUCUUGUGCAUCUUGAUCUUGGUUGGAACAAUCUUGCUUCAGUUUCAUCUUGGUUUGGCAACUUUAAGAAACUUGAGUAUCUUGAUCUUUCACGGUGUGGGCUUCAUGGCCCAAUUCCAAAUGCUUUUCAAAAUGCAACUUCCAUUGAAUUUUUGGACCUUACUGAGAAUAAUUUUGACUCUCCUCCAUCCUGGCUUCACAAGUUUGAGAAACUCAAGUAUCUUUCUCUCUCAUCUAAUAAUUUCCAAGAUACAAUUCCGGAUGCUUUACAAAAUAUGACUAGCAUUGUGGUCCUUGACCUUUCUGACAAUUCUUUCACUUCAGUUCCAUCUUGGUUUAUUGAGUUAAAAAAACUUGUCUAUCUCGAUCUUUCAAGUAAUAAAUUAACAUUCAUGGAAUUUUCCAUUUCAUAUAUUUUGAAAAAUAUGUGUCACCUAAAAACAUUAAAUAUAGGAGGAAACAAACUCCGAAAAGAAUUCAUUGGAAACAGUGAUUUGUCUACCUGCAUUAGACAUGAUUUGGAGAAUCUUGAUUUGUGUGAAAAUGAAUUUAACGAUCAUUUGCCAUCUUGGUUAGGACAACUUAAAAAUCUAGGCAACCUUGAUCUCCAAGAUAAUUUUUUUUAUGGUCCCAUUCCCUCUUCUUUUGGAAAAUUACUGAAAUUGAAAAAUUUAUAUCUAUCCAACAACAAGUUAGAAGGGGGCCUUCCUGAUUUCAUGAGACAACUUGUAAAUUUACGGGUAGUCGAUCUUUCAAAUAAUUCACUUAAUGGAACGAUUCCUCAAAAUAUUGAGCAACUUGUAAAUUUACAAGAUUUUGAUAUCUCAAAUAAUUAUUUAAAGGGAAUUAUUCCUCAAAAUCUUGAGCAACUUGUAAAUUUACAAGAUUUUGAUAUCUCAAAUAAUUAUUUAAAGGGAAUUAUUCCUCAAAAUCUUGAGCAACUUGUAAAUUUGCAAUAUUUUGAUGUCUCAAAUAAUUAUCUGACGGGAUCCAUUCCUUCGAGUCUUGGUCAACUUAUAAAUCUAACUAAUCUUGAUUUGUCAAAUAAUAAUUUAAAAGGAAUCAUCCCUCCAAGUCUUAACCAACUUGUAAAUCUUAAUAGGCUUGAUCUUUCAAGGAAUAAACUAGAUGGGAGAAUUUGUAUUGAUUUUCAAAAACUUGUGAAUCUAUUCAACCUAGAUCUGUCUUCAAACAAUUUGAAUGGACCCAUUACAGUGGAAGAAAGCAGGCUUUUGCUUCUCUCGGAAAUGGAGUAUUUGAAUCUCUCAAAUAAUCAAAUCAGUGGGUCACUUCCUGAACAUAUUGGUCAUAUAAUGCCCAAUUUGGGGUCCUUGAUUCUUGGAAAUAACCUCAUAAAUGGUUCAAUUCCAAAUUCAUUGUGCCAACUUGAUUAUUUGAGUAUCCUUGACCUUUCAAAGAACAGACUAUCUGGAAAAAUUCCCAAUUGUUGGAAGGAUAACAAAGCAUGGAAAGAAAUAAAUUUGUCAUCUAACAAACUCUCAGGGGCUGUUCCAAGCUCACUUGGAAAUCUUUCAUAUCUAUUUUGGUUGCAUUUGAACAAUAACAAUCUUCAAGGAGAGUUUCUAGCAUCUGUGAGAAAUUUGACACAGUUGUUGAUUAUGGAUCUCGGAGAGAAUCAGUUUUCUGGCACCAUCCCAUCAUGGACUGCUAACAUCUUUUCUUCACUACAAAUUCUAAGAUUGAGGCAAAACAUGCUAAGUGGUAGUAUUCCUUCACAGAUAUGUGAACUAUCAUCUCUUAAAAUAUUGGACCUUUCCCGCAACAAUUUAAAUGGUUCAAUACCUUGGUGCAUACGCAAUCUUCGAGGAAUGACUCUUCAAGUUCCCACUUUGCCUCCUACUUCGCCUGUUGCUGAGGUUCCCGCUUUGCCUCCUCCUAUAUUUGUUGAGGCAUCCGCAUCUUUCUAUGAAUCUUCUCGUAAGUCUCGUGAAAAAGAUUGGCAAGGUGAGGUUGUCAAAGAAGUCGUGAAAGGAAGAGAACUUGACUACAUAAGAAUCUUGAAGCUUGUAGUCAUCAUGGAUUUGUCCCAGAAUAAUUUGGUUGGCUCCAUUCCGAAAGGAAUAACAUCGCUCGAUGGAUUGCAUAGCUUGAAUCUAUCAAACAAUCAUUUGAUUGGAAAGAUCCCUAACAUGAUAGGGGAUAUGAGAUCACUUGAAUCUUUUGAUGUUUCAAGUAACCAACUCUCGGGUACAAUUCCAAGCAGCAUGUCAGCCAUAACCUCACUAAGUCAGUUAAAUUUGUCACACAAUAACUUCUCUGGACCAAUUCCCACGGGUAACCAGUUUUUAACUUUUAAUCCAUCCAGUUAUGCUGGCAACCCAUAUCUCUGUGGAUUUCCUCUACCCAACAAAUGUGGUUAUUCACAUCAAGUUAAUGGGACCAUUGAAUUUGAAGAUGAAGACAGCAAAACAGAUAAGUUGGAAAAGUGGUGUUUCUACUUUGUCAUUGCAAUUGGCUUUGCAACUGGGUUUUGGGGAUUUAUUGGGACUCUGUGGUUCAAGAAAACUUGGAGGCAUGCUUACUUCAGAUGGGUGGAAGAUUUAGCCGACGAUCUAUGUCACAACUGCCAUAAGAAUGGCAAAAUUGAAGAAGUGGAUGAUGAUGAGAAGCCGUGUUGUUGCUUGAUCAUGUAUUCAUGUGUGUGUUUUUAUUUUUAUUUUGAAGAAUCAAAAGUGGAAAUAAAUGAAGGAAAGUGAAUGAUGUUUGAUGCAUGUAUGAAUGUAUGUGUUUGCAUGAAUUUGUAAUAGAGUUUGUCAUUUGAUGUUUAAUCUCCUGAAGAACCUCUGCAUAAAACAGAACAACAUAACUAACAAAGUUGUAUAUUGAAGUUGAGUUAAUAGCUCGCUUCUGCAAUUCA